Messenger RNA from Glycine soja, 2314 nucleotides. Its product is annotated as pentatricopeptide repeat-containing protein At1g10910, chloroplastic. The coding region runs from base 16 to 1956 and encodes 646 amino acids. The record is from RefSeq and is a predicted model, not a curated record. Gene Ontology annotation, molecular function: protein binding. The transcript has 10 exons. NCBI's taxonomy places the organism in Eukaryota, Viridiplantae, Streptophyta, Magnoliopsida, Fabales, Fabaceae.
UAACUCAAAUGAAAAAUGGAGGUAUCAUCAUCAUCUUCAUCAUCUGCACUUAUUGCAUUCGGAAUGGCGUUUCGUCAUUCACCAAUCCCUUCUUCUCUCGCAAUUUCGGCUUCUGUGUCAACAACGGAGCCACACACUCAACCUUACAGAAAUUCCGUCAAACUUGGAAGCUCCAAAACCUUCUCCUCCGCAAGAAAAGCAGCCACACUCGAAGUUCGGAACGCUUCUGAUUUGGCCUCAGCUCUCGCAAGGGUAGGAGACGCGUUGACGGUCAAAGACCUCAAUGCCGCUUUGUAUCACUUUAAAAAGUCAAACAAAUUCAACCAUAUCUCUCAGCUAUUUUCGUGGAUGCAAGAGAACAACAAGCUUGAUGCCUUGUCUUAUUCCCAUUACAUAAGGUUCAUGGCAAGUCAUAAUCUUGACGCUGCUAAGAUGCUACAACUCUACCACAGCAUUCAAAAUCAGUCAGCCAAGAUAAAUGUCCUUGUAUGUAAUUCUGUUCUCAGUUGUUUAAUCAAGAAAGCCAAGUUCAAUUCCGCCUUAAAUCUCUUUCAGCAGAUGAAACUAGACGGUCUACUUCCUGAUCUUGUUACCUAUACCACGCUUCUUGCAGGUUGCAUUAAAAUAGAAAAUGGAUAUGCUAAGGCAUUAGAGUUAAUUCAGGAAUUGCAACACAAUAAACUGCAGAUGGAUGGAGUGAUUUAUGGAACAAUUAUGGCAGUGUGUGCUUCCAAUACUAAAUGGGAAGAAGCCGAAUACUAUUUUAACCAGAUGAAGGAUGAAGGUCACACGCCAAACGUUUAUCACUAUAGCUCUUUGAUCAAUGCUUAUUCAGCAUGUGGAAACUACAAAAAAGCGGAUAUGUUGAUACAAGAUAUGAAAUCUGAAGGGUUAGUACCAAACAAGGUCAUUUUGACAACCUUACUGAAGGUAUAUGUUAAAGGAGGCUUGUUUGAAAAGUCAAGAGAAUUAUUAGCUGAACUGAAAUCUUUGGGCUAUGCUGAAGAUGAGAUGCCAUAUUGUAUAUUCAUGGAUGGCCUAGCUAAGGCAGGACAAAUACAUGAAGCCAAACUAAUUUUUGAUGAAAUGAUGAAAAACCAUGUAAGAUCAGAUGGCUAUGCCCAUAGUAUCAUGAUAUCAGCAUUUUGCCGAGCCAAGCUUUUUCGGGAGGCAAAGCAGUUAGCCAAGGAUUUUGAAACUACUUCCAACAAAUAUGACCUAGUUAUACUGAAUUCAAUGCUCUGUGCUUUCUGUAGAGUAGGUGAAAUGGAAAGAGUGAUGGAAACUCUAAAAAAGAUGGAUGAAUUGGCAAUCAAUCCUGGCUACAAUACCUUCCAUAUUCUAAUCAAAUAUUUCUGUAGAGAAAAAAUGUAUCUAUUAGCUUAUCGAACCAUGAAGGACAUGCAUAGUAAAGGCCAUCAACCUGUGGAGGAACUCUGCUCCUCUUUAAUAUCCCACCUUGGUCAGGUAAAUGCUUAUUCAGAGGCAUUCUCUGUUUACAAUAUGUUGAAAUAUAGCAAGAGAACAAUGUGCAAGUCACUUCAUGAGAAGAUUCUGCACAUUCUCUUAGCAGGACAGCUUUUGAAGGAUGCGUAUGUAGUAGUCAAGGAUAAUGCAAAAUUUAUUUCUCGUCCAGCCACCAAAAAAUUUGCUAGUGCAUUUAUGAAGUCAGGUAACCUCAACUAUAUAAAUGAUGUUCUAAAGACCCUCCAUGAUUGUGGCUACAAGCUUGAUCAGGAUUUAUUUGCGAUGGCCGUGUCACGCUAUUUAGAUCAGCCUGAAAAGAAGGAUUUGCUUCUACACUUACUACAAUGGAUGGCAGGACAAGGUUACGCGGUUGAUUCAUCAACAAGGAAUUUAAUCCUCAAGAAUUCUCACUUAUUUGGCCGUCAGCUCAUUGCUGAGGUUUUGUCCAAGCAACAAGUGAAGUUAAAACACAAAAAUCUCACUAGUUAAAGCAUCCAAAACUCUACAAUUGAGGAGGCAGUGCUAGUCCUAGAUGACCUUUCUUAUGCCCCUUAGUCCCUAGCUCUAUGGUACAUUGCAUCACUUAAGUUUUCCCUCUUGAAUUUUUUCGAUUGAGCUGUGAUAAAUAGCUUAUCCACACCCAAGUUCUUGUGCUGUGGAUUGAUGAGUGUAUUAUAAUAGAUGUAAAUAUAUCGCGUCGAAUAACUUGGUCAAUAACCUGUCUUGUUUUGCAAAUUGAAACCUCAUCAAAAUGCUUAUGGCUGUUAACCAUCGUUUCCUAAUUUUCCCUCGCAUUAACAAGUAGAAACCUUUUAUCCCCCAGCCCCACCCAACAAAAAAAAAAAAA